Molecule: messenger RNA, 2170 nt
Organism: Diospyros lotus (date-plum)
Lineage: Eukaryota; Viridiplantae; Streptophyta; Magnoliopsida; Ericales; Ebenaceae
Product: heat shock 70 kDa protein-like
Exons: 1
Coding region: 171-2117 (648 amino acids)
Biological process (GO): cellular response to unfolded protein; protein refolding
Cellular component (GO): cytoplasm
Molecular function (GO): heat shock protein binding; misfolded protein binding; ATP binding
Source: RefSeq, a predicted model, not a curated record
CUCGAACCACCCCGACCCUUCAACCCAUACCUAUAUAUAUGUACUCAUGUCUUUAUCACCAACAAACCUAACUCAGAUCAAGAUUCGAAAGUCGAAAUCAAUCGCUGCAUUCUUCCAUCACAUUCAUUUCGAACUCCCGCUCUCUCUUUCUGCAAGUCUUUUGAGCAUCAAUGGCGUCCAAGGGCGAAGGCAAGGCCAUCGGAAUUGACCUGGGCACGACCUACAGCUGCGUCGGGGUGUGGCAGAACGAUCGCGUCGAGAUCAUUCCCAACGACCAGGGCAACCGGACCACCCCUUCCUACGUCGCCUUCACCGAUACCGAGCGUCUCAUCGGCGAUGCCGCCAAGAACCAGGUCGCGAUGAACCCCCACAACACUGUCUUCGACGCCAAGCGCCUCAUUGGCCGGCGAUUCUCCGACCCCUCUGUCCAGGCCGACAUGCGCCAUUGGCCCUUCAAGGUCGUCGCCGGCCCCGCCGACAAGCCCAUGAUCGUUGUCACCUACAAGGGCGAGGAGAAACAGUUCGCCGCCGAGGAGAUCUCGUCGAUGGUCCUGACCAAGAUGAAGGAAAUCGCGGAGGCUUAUCUGGGGCAGAAGAUCAAGAAAGCGGUGAUAACUGUCCCGGCGUAUUUUAACGACUCCCAGAGACAGGCCACCAAGGACGCUGGAGCCAUCUCCGGGCUUGACGUCCUGAGGAUCAUCAACGAGCCGACGGCCGCUGCCAUUGCCUAUGGGCUCGACAAGAAGGGUUCGAAAUCCGGCGAACGGAAUGUCCUGAUUUUCGACCUCGGCGGCGGCACGUUCGACGUCUCGUUGCUGACGAUCGAGGAGGGGAUAUUCGAAGUCAAGGCCACGGCCGGCGACACUCAUCUGGGGGGCGAGGACUUCGACAAUCGGCUGGUCAACCAUUUCGUCGCCGAGUUCAAGAGGAAGCAUAAGAAGGACAUCAGCGGGAACGCCAGAGCUCUGAGAAGACUUAGAACGGCCUGCGAGAGAGCCAAGAGAACUCUCUCUUCGACCACUCAAACCACUAUCGAAAUCGAUUCUUUAUACGAAGGGAUCGAUUUCUACGCUACCAUAACCAGAGCGAGGUUUGAGGAAAUGAAUAUGGAUUUGUUCAGGAAAUGUAUGGAGCCGGUGGAGAAGUGUCUUCGGGAUGCAAAGAUAGACAAGAGUCGAGUUCAUGAAGUUGUUUUGGUAGGCGGGUCGACGAGAAUUCCGAAAGUUCAGCAGCUUUUGCAGGAUUUCUUCAACGGGAAAGAGCUCUGCAAGAGCAUCAACCCCGACGAGGCGGUGGCGUACGGCGCCGCUGUGCAGGCGGCGAUUCUCACUGGCGAAGGGAACGAGAAGGUUCAGGACUUGCUCUUGCUGGAUGUCACUCCGCUCAGCCUCGGCAUCGAGACUGCCGGCGGCGUCAUGACGGUUUUGAUUCCGAGGAACACCACCAUUCCCACCAAGAAAGAGCAGAUUUUCUCCACCUACUCUGAUAACCAGCCCGGCGUUCUGAUUCAGGUUUAUGAAGGCGAGAGGCCGAUGACGAAGGACAACAAUCUCCUGGGGAAAUUUGAGCUAGCCGGGAUCCCGCCGGCGCCGAGGGGCGUGCCGCAGAUCAACGUGUGUUUCGACAUCGAUGCGAACGGGAUUCUGAACGUGUCGGCGGAGGACAAGACGGCCGGCGUGAAGAACAAGAUCACGAUCACGAAUGACAAGGGGAGGCUGAGCAAGGAGGAGAUCGAGAAGAUGGUGAGGGACGCCGACAAGUACAAGGCGGAGGACGAGGCGGUGAAGAAGAAGGUGGAGGCGAAGAACGCGCUGGAGAACUACGCCUACAGCAUGAGGAACACACUGAGGGACGAGAAGAUUGCCGGGAAUAUGGCCCCGGAGGAGAAGCAGAAGAUCGAGAAGGCCAUCGACGAGGCGAUCGAUUGGCUGGACAGAAACCAGUUGGCUGAAGUGGAUGAAUUCGAGGACAAGUUGAAGGAGCUGGAGAAUCUCUGCAAUCCCAUCAUCGCCAAGAUAUAUCAGGGAGGCGCCGGCGGUGACGUGCCAAUGGGCGCCGCCUCAGGAUCCGGAGGGGCCGGUGCCGGUGCCGGGCCUAAGAUUGAGGAAGUUGACUGAAGCGCUUCAGAAGUUGGCCUUUGGCCUUUGGCUACGCAAUCAAACAUUCCAGU